Messenger RNA from Mesorhabditis spiculigera, 2727 nucleotides. The record is from the annotation of a GenBank genome assembly. NCBI's taxonomy places the organism in Eukaryota, Metazoa, Nematoda, Chromadorea, Rhabditida, Rhabditidae.
AUGGCAAGGAAGAAGCGCGGUUCAACAACCCGCAUCGUCCGAAAGCACCCGCGCGGAGCCGGCGUCCGAAUCGUCCGGGUCCGAGAUGACAAGCUGUUCGCCUCGUUUGUGGACACCCCGCUGUACCACAAGCUCAACCUGUCCAGCGUGUUGGAAGGAUCCGGCUUGCAUUUGUCUCCGGCGGUUGUCUCGGAUGUUUCGCAACUAGAAAUACAACGUCGUGCUCCACCAAGAGAAGAAUCGCCCGAACCGACGCAACCGGCGCCCACCCUGAACUUAUCCACGGAUGAUGAAGACUUCAGUUUGAUCUACGCGAUCAACGGCGUCGUCCAGAAUUCAAAAUCUUUGAAACAUCCGGUCAAGCGCCCGUCGGCUCGGCACCAUGAUACGGCCAGUGCCUUGCCAUGUUGUAGCACGAAGGGCCCUGAAGUCUUGCCUCGCCAAUGUAACAAUACCGUUCCGAGCGUUUGCGCGAAGUCAGAUGCUUCCGGUACAAGCUCGUCCACUCUACAAAUUGUCGACGCUCAAAGUCCAUUUGGUUCGCACGCUGCCAAGAAGACGUCUUCGACACUCUCGGCCAUGGACGUUUCGCCCACUCAACAAGCCGCCUACACUCUAAGUGAAAUCACGUUGGACACUGCCAAGACUUUCUCGGAACGCUCGAACAUCAAAAAUACGCGCUCUCAUCACCUCGCCGACACUCCAAUACGAGGCGUGUCGGACGCUAGUGCGGCCGAUAGCCCUUUGCGUUCUACAACUCUCUGUUCACCUAGCCGGUGUGAAAAUUCGGCAAUCCUACGCGGCAACAUCCUCUCGCCUACUCUGAAAAGUCUCGGAUCCGCUCGCUCCUAUGCUUACGAAGGUUUCAAGCCCGGCGUUACUUCUACACCGAUCCGCGCCAGUUCGAGUGCUCUGCCACACGACGAUUCUGUGCCCCAACUCUCUGGAGCCGCAAGCGAAAAAGAAGGGACAACCUCGGGAUCUGCAUUGAACGCCAAUAGCCGCUCCAGUGGUCAAGCAAAGCCGACUUCGACUGAUCUCUCGACAGCUCUUCUAUUGCCCACUUCGCAGAGAAGUCUCGGAUCCGCUCGCUCCUAUGCUUACGCAGGUUUCAAGCCCGGCGUUACUUCUACACCGAUCCGCGCUAGUUCGAGCGCUCUACCACAAGACGAUUUUGUGCCUCAACUCUCCGGCGCCGCAAGUCAAAAAGAGGGGCCAAUCUCGGGAUCUACAUUGAACGGCAACAGUCGCGCGAGUCGUCAAGCAAAGCCGACUUGGGCUGAUCUUUCCACGGCUCUCUUAUUGCCCACUGCGAAGCGAAGUCUCGGAGCUGCUCAUUCCCGUGCCUACGAAGGUUUCAACCCCAGCGGGACUUCGACACCGAUCAGGGCCAAAUCUUGUCCGCUGCAACAGGACACUUCUCUGCAUCAACUUUGCGAAGCCAUACGCCAACAAGAAGGUGCCUCUUUCGGAGGGCUCUCGGGUUCGACCCUACAUGCCAGCGGCCGGUCGAGUUUCCAUGAGGGUGGCCCUGCGGAUGUGUCGGCAAUCCCACACGAAAACGUCAUGUCGCCAUGUCCGAAACGAAGUCAGCUCUUUGGUGCAUCUUUCGACGAUGGUUUCGACCUAGAAGCUCCGACCACACCGACCAGGCCCAAAUCCCGGGCUCUCCCGCACCAAACUCCCCUUCAGCACCUUUGCCAGGCAACGGGCCAAGAUGGCGUGCAAGAAUUUGAUGCGAUCCCGAUCGAUUGGGACACCGUGGUCAAGCUCGGCGAAGGGACCUAUGGCGAAGUUUUCGCCGCGGAGUGGAAUGGCGAGGCGGUAGCCUUCAAGGUGAUCCCAUUCCUCUCCGAGCCCCUGCCAGAAGCCCAACAAUUCCGCAUCAACGGCGAACUACCGCGACUGGCCGGGGACGUGCAGGUCGAGCUGACCCUCUGCCAGGAAUUGUCAAGACUCGCCGGCUCAUACCCGCGCAACAGUACGCCCAAUUUCGUGCGCACCGUCGACGCCCGGGUUGUGGGAGGGCAAUGGCCGAUCCAACUACUCGAGGCGUGGGACAACUACGCCGCCAAGAAGACCACCGAGAACGACCGGCCUGACCCCGCCCAUGUUGACUUGCUGCACCACCUCCUCAUCGUGCAAAGCAACGGCGGCGCAGACCUGGAUCACUUUCGAGUGGAGACGGAGGCCUACUAUGCCUCCAUCCUCUUCCAGGUCUGCCUCUCCCUCGUUGCCGCCGAGAAGCAGUUGAGGUUCGAGCACAGGGACCUCCACAUUGGCAAUGUGUUGGUCCAGGAGACGACCAACGUGCGCAUGGAUUACAGGCUGGACGGGGCCGACGUCGCGCUCAACAACCACGGCAUCCGGGUCACCAUCAUCGACUACACGAAUGCGCGCCUGGAACGCGACGGCAACACGAUCUACUUCGACCUCGAGCAGGAUCCGGACAUCUUCACCGGGAAGGGCCUCUACCAGUUCGAUGUCUACCGCCUGAUGCGCAAGGCCAACGGGCGCGACUGGGCGCGCUUCGAGCCGAAGUCGAACCUGCUCUGGGUCCACUACCUAAGCAAGGAGAUGCUCAAAGGAAAGAAAAAGGGCAUCUCGAAGUCGCGAAAGCAGGCGUUGCAGAAGGUCUUCGACAAGGCUCUCAAGUACGACAGCAUCACAGCCUUCCUGGAAGAGCCGGCCCUGCAGCAACUGAAGGCCCAGUACAUCGUCAACACC